GCACGUUAAAAAAGAGAUGAGUACCCUAUUUCUUUACUUUUCGUAUUUUCAAUUGCAAAGUAAAGAGUACAACAAGCUUGUGUUUGGAGAAAAAUUUCAGUGACCAGGGAUAAAACAUAACGAAGAAAAGAUAUGAAGUUUGCUGGUGAAGCCACGAUGAACUUGGAAUAUAGCCUGCUGCUCCUGUUGCUGCUGUAUAAAGUAAGCGCAGUUAUCGGAGACCAGAAAGUACGGUUGAUUAACGACUUGUUAAGAAACUACAACAACGACGCAAGGCCCUUGAAUGACGAUACACUUCCAUUUAAAAACACUUCUUAUCCGGUUAAAGUUUGGUUUUCAAUGACCUAUCACCAACUGCAAAAUUUGAAUGAGCCAUCCCAAAUCGCAACAUCCUUAGUUUGGGCACGUACGCACUGGAUUGAUAGUAAGCUCAAGUGGAGUCCAAGCGAGUAUGGAGAACACGAGUACAUUCAUAUCAGCUUAAAUAAAAUAUGGACACCUGACUUGACACUAUAUAAUAACGCCAAUGGACAAGGUGAAAAGAUGUACGACCUCAGUUAUCAAGCCAGAGUACAAUCUAAUGGUAACGUCAGUUUGGCUACUCCUCUUUUCUUGCAGUCCGUGUGUCACAUGGAUAUAAAAAAUUUCCCGUUUGAUACCCAAAAAUGUAAAUUGAGAAUUGGCUCGUGGGCAUACGAUAGCUCUGAUUUGGAUUUAGAAGAAUCGAAGGAGACCGGCGGCAUCAUUAUGAACCACAUGGAAUCCAAUUCUCUUUGGAAGUAUAAAUCAGUGAAGGUUACACGUUCCUCUAUUAACUACACGUGCUGUAAAUUUCCAUUCCAUGACCUUACAUACACUUUUGAAUUUCAAAGAAAAUCGCUAUAUUACGUCUUGACAAUAAUAAUCCCAACAAUGUUGCUAUCAGCUCUGACCUGUAUCUCAUUUUGUUUUCCUGCCAACUCUGGUGAGAGGAUAUCGCUUUUGAUCUCAGUUGUGAUUGGUCUAUAUGUGAUUAUGCUUGUCGUGAACGAGCGGACACCAGUCACCUCAGAUUCUAGACCUAUGUUAACCUUAAUUUUUAUCUGUGUCAAAAUGUCUACAUUUUUAUCACUUAUUGCAACUGCUGUUAUCCUGCGACUAAAUCACGGCCCAUAUCCUGAUCCUUUGCCAAUGGGUCCCAAAGAUUUCUGUCAACAGUUGAGGAAGUGGUUAAAAUGUUGGAAAAGUAGUCACAAUCAGAAAACGAACAACACUACUAAAAUAGUAAGGAGUGAACAGAUCACCAAUCGUGAAGGAAAUAUAAAUGGUGGCAUUGAUUCGAGCGAGCAGCCAUCAACCUCUCAUGUAGAAAAUGGAAUAUCGGUUGAGUCUAAUAUUGAUGAUGUACAAGAAAAUAUUUCUCAAAGCGCGAAUGACGUAAAUGCUGAAAUCUUACAAGAACUUAAAGACAUCGCAAAAUAUCUCAAGGAAGGAAACCGCCCCCAAAAUUGGAAAGUCAAAGCAGAAUGGCAACUUGAUAUUUCUUUCUUUUUCUUUUUCUUAGCGGUUUUCGUUUUCUUUUCUGUUUUAUUUUGUAUUAUUAGCUAAAUUCAGAAUAAGGACUGUUAUUUGAUAGACGACACCAAGACAUUGGAUGGCACAAAAGUAUGUAAUCGAAUAUUAACCGUGAUACUAAAUUUUUGAAUAGCUUAACAGUAAAUUUUUAUUGCUUACACAUUAUAGUUACACAAAAAUAAUUGUCGGACAUGACAAUUUUCGCACUGAAUGUUAGAAAUUUAACUAGAAAAACAAACCGGUGUUUCAUCAUAUUUGCAAAGCGGUUGCAAAGUACAUCAUGUACGUCUAAUAAAAUGAGUUAGUAUGUUAA
This is a messenger RNA of Xenia sp. Carnegie-2017, 1867 nucleotides long. Its product is annotated as neuronal acetylcholine receptor subunit alpha-7-like. NCBI's taxonomy places the organism in Eukaryota, Metazoa, Cnidaria, Anthozoa, Malacalcyonacea, Xeniidae. Gene Ontology annotation, biological process: regulation of membrane potential; monoatomic ion transmembrane transport; chemical synaptic transmission. The transcript is spliced from 8 exons. Gene Ontology annotation, cellular component: neuron projection; membrane; synapse. Gene Ontology annotation, molecular function: neurotransmitter receptor activity; extracellular ligand-gated monoatomic ion channel activity; transmembrane signaling receptor activity. The coding region runs from base 133 to 1587 and encodes 484 amino acids. The record is from RefSeq and is a predicted model, not a curated record.